This is a messenger RNA of Schistosoma turkestanicum, 2099 nucleotides long. The record is from the annotation of a GenBank genome assembly. Lineage: Eukaryota; Metazoa; Platyhelminthes; Trematoda; Strigeidida; Schistosomatidae.
CAAAACAGCAUAUUUAAUUUGCUGGCGCUCAGUACAAGGCUUUCUGUUCAUCGUAUAACGAUAACUUGUUAAAAGGUUCGCAAUUCGUCAGACGUUGGGAUCAUAAGUACAAGUGUUGAGAAAACCACAUUUCUAGUAUUGCUUGGUCUACUAAGCACCCAUUCUGCAACAAAUUUUCCUAUGACUUGCACAUUUGACAGUGAUAGAUGUUUUGCUAAUUUGGAUCCCUUACUGAAGAAGACCUCUGAACUGCUAUCCAAGAUAAAGAAUGAAGGCGUUUUAACUAACUCUCAUCACUCCGUAAAUCAGUCUUACCGUAUCGAUCAAAAUCAUGUCCGAGUUGCUACAGUAGAGCAAUAUUCAGGGGACUAUGAUUCGAAAAAGUUGGGGGACACCAAUUUACUGCAUUUGGACGUGAAUAACUCAGUUGAGAAGUCCUGUUUUCAUAAAUAUCAAAAUGGGUCUACCUUAUCAGAAAAUCACUUCCUCCCCAUAACAGUUAAAAGUUUCUCCUCAGCUGUUCCGCUGAACUCUGAAGAAUCUUACAUACGUACAAAAGAGAAUUUACGCGACUAUCAAUCGAAUACUGACAAAUUAGUCGUUGAAUUAAAGCAGUCAAAUGAUCAAAUAAGAAAUCUUGAAAAAUCUUUAUUGGCAAAACAGUCAUCAAUUAAUGAACUUUCUAUAGAAUUAGAGCGUAAAACAGCUCUUGUUAAUUCAUUAACAAUGGAAUCUUCAACAAAAGAUAUUUUAUUACGUCAAUUGGAUUCAACUUUAGGUCGUUUAACAAAAGGUUGGAAAGAUCAUGAAGCUCAACAAGAUGUUGCUAUAAAAUUAGCCAAAGAAUCGGAAAAUAAAAAAAUUAAAGAAAUAGAAGAACUUAAAAAUCAAUAUCAAGUGGUUCGUGCCCAAUGGGAUGAAGAGCUCAAUUCAAUAAAAGCAGAACAUCGUUUAGAGAAAAUGUCCUUAGAAGAACAAUUAACUCAAAUGACUAGUAGAUGUAAAGAAUUAGAAGAACACAAUACAGAUUCUAAUAAAACAAUAGAAGAGUUAAAAUGUAAAAUUCAAAAUUACGAACAAAAUUUACAAAAAUAUCAAACAAGCUUAACCGAACAACAAAAUGUAUCGAAGUCAAUUAUCAAAAAGUGUGCUAAAUUAAAAGAACACUGGCAAAAUCAAUUAAAACAAUGUAAAGACUCUAUGAAGAAAAGUUUAGAAUUGAAAAAGGAUGAAAUAUACAAGUUGAAAGAAGAAAUCUCUACAGUGAUUAAAAAAUAUGAAUUAGAAUUUCAAGAUUAUCAGAAACAAGUUGAUUUAACUGCGCAACGAAAAAUUCGAGAGCAACUAGUAGCCUACGAACAAAAAAUCCAAGAAAAUGCUACACAAGCUGAAGAAAAUUUGCGUAACAAGUUACGAGAAGCGUCAGACCGUUAUAAAGUAGAUCUUGAUCAAUUACGAUUGAAUGCUGAAACGGAAUUGUCACGACAAAUGUCUGAAACUGAACAUCGAGUUGAAGUUGAACGUAAACGUGUACAAAUAGCAGAGAAGCAAUGUGAACAGUGGCGUAUCAGAACAAGAGAAGCUGAAGAAGCAAGAUCUGCGUUAGCUCUUCAGAUAAAUGAAUUGUUACAAACACGUUGUACUGAAGCGAUGCAAAUGCUUCGAUCUAGUUCAACCACUGCACUCCUAAAUAUUCCUACUCCUCAUGAUUUUGUUAAUAAUAUUAAUAAUGUUUCUUCAAAGACACAUACUGAUUCUGAACCAAGUGAUUAUAAUCUGAACAGAGAAAGUCCCAACGGUGGUAGUGAAUCAGGAGAGGAACAACAACAUCCAAGUACGUCGACAGUGAAUGCAUUUGAAACUCAAAUUCUGUCACGUAGUGGUUUGAAUAAACAAUAUGAAUUGGAUAAUAUUAAUGCAUUAGAUAACCAACAAAUGUGAAUCUAAAUGUUGUCGAUCUCAACUGUGAUAUAUUUGUUACAUAAACUUCUACUGCUGUGCACACCAGUAGCAUAACACUUUGUUUUUACAUGUAUGCAGUACUCCUGCUAGGAAGACCGGUGUAAUUUCGCUUGAUUUUAAAUAAAUUUGAAUUAAAA